AUGAACUACUUUGACGACUAUGACGAGCCCCUCGCGGACGACGGGCCGAUGAGCCACGAGCCGCCCGCUGCCGUUGCCUCGCCACCAACGCUCGCACAGCCUGGCCAAGCCGCGGGUGCUGCAGCCGCAGCUGCAGGUGUUGCUAGUCAACCUCGCUCAUCCGGCAAUGCGACGAUAUACCAAACCACGGGCUCCGAUGCCUACACCUCGGCCAUCAUGUCGCCUGGGGGCUCGGGCCCCGCACUGAACCCGCGCUCUUGCGUAACCUGCCGCCGUCGCAAGGUGCGCUGCGACAAGCAGAUGCCAUGCUCCAACUGUCGCCGCGCCCAGAUUCCCUGCAUAUUUCCUGCACCGGGCCGCGCCCCGCGUCAGCAGAAGCCAAAGGACCCCAAUGCGCCGCCCAAGAGUUCCAGCCAGCGCGAGGUUGAGCUGAUUAAGCGCCUGCGCAAGCUUGAGGGCAUCGUUGAAGAGUUGAGCGGGCAAAUUGAGGUGGAAUCUGGCAGCGGCCGCCAGGCGCACUCGGAAUCUCCACGCGUUGCCACGAGCGGCGAAGCCUCUUCGCACAGCCAAUACUCUUCUAGCCUGGAUUUAUUUGGCGGUCGGCCGGCUAGCGAGAGUGGUCACGAAACCAAUCCCGACGUUCUGCGGAAACGAGACGUUAGUCAGCAAUUCGGUCGAAUGGUUCUUGGUGAUCACAAAGGCACGACCAGAUAUGUCAGCAGUGGUUUCUGGUCAAAGAUGAAUGACGAGAUUAAUGCUAUUCGCGCCGAAACACAGAAGCUCACCGACGAUGAUGACGAGUCCGAAUACGACGAGUCACCCAUGCAAACGCCAGAUACCUUGGGCACACUCAAUGACCACCACUCAUUUAUCUUGGGCUAUCGAUCCGCCGAUGUUGACUUGGGAAAGCUACAUCCGCUCCCCUCGCAUGCAGCAUUCCUUUGGUCAGUUUAUCAGGAAAAUGUCGAGCCUCUAAUCAAAAUUCUCCACGUGCCAACCAUCGAUGUUUUACUGAGAGAAGCAAGAAGAGAUGCCACUACAUUGUCCCCUGCCAACGAGGCCUUGGUUUUCGUCAUAUAUUUUUCUGCUAUAACCGCUCUUGAAGCAGAAGACGUUCAGACAAACUUUGGAGCUGACAAGUUCGCUCUGCUCGCACAAUAUCGUUUUGCCGUGGAGCAGGCGCUAGCCAAGGCAAAUUUUCUAAACACAUCUGAAAUCACCGUUCUGCAAGCCUUUACGCUGUUCCUGCUUGUUAGUAGGCGCCAUGACGAUAGCCGCUUUUGCUGGUCUCUGACAAGUCUAAUUGUGCGCCUCGCGCAAGGCAUGGGCCUGCAUAGAGACGGCACGCACUUCAAUUUGCCACCCUUUGAAACGGAGAUGCGAAGAAGGGUGUGGUGGGCGCUUAUAACGCUAGACCUACGAUCCGGAGAGGAGCUUGGUACUGACAUGGUUAUUCCGGACGGAGGUUAUGACACACAGCUUCCCUUGAACAUCAACGACGCCGACAUAAGCAUAGACUCCAAACAUUUCCCGGAACCCCGUGAAGGCCGAUCGGACUGCGCCGUUGCUGUCGUCAGAUACGAGAUUUGUGCCCUGGCGCGUCGCAUUCAUUGUGCGUCUUCUGCCAUGAUGAUGAGAUCAGAAACGAGUAGCAUCGCCGAAAAGGAGCAGAUGCUCAUCGAGGUGUACCGGCGCAUCGAGGACAAGUUUCUUCGGCACGUUGUUGAUGAGAUGGAUCCCUUGUACUGGGUUGUUGCCAUGAUCACACGCGUCAUCAUGGCCAAAACGUGCUUGGUGAUAUACCACCCCCUUCUUUUCCCUGGUGCUGAAGAGCCGCUGUCCAACGAAGUCCGUCAGAAGCUUUAUGUUGCUGCGAUUGAGAUCAUCGAAUGCAAUCAUAAGUUGAGAACCGAUCCCCGCUGCAAGCAAUAUCGCUGGCUGUUCAAGACUUACACAACUUGGCACGCCAUCUCCUACGUUUUGGUGGAAACUUGCCGCAGACCCUGGACGCCGCUGGUCGAGCGUGCAUGGCAUGCUGUAACUGGAUACGAAGGAGACCCGGUUGAGCUGGCUAAGAAGGCUGAUCAUGCUGCGGUGUUCAUUCCACUGCGCAAACUCUUUGCACGCGCACGACGACACCGUGAAGCUGAGAUUACCAGGCUGCGCUCCAAUCCGGAUGAAGCACGGCGUUUGAACUUCUCGGAGCGCAUGGAUCCAGGGCCUGCUCGUUUUGGACCUGUGCGUGGUGCAGAGCACAUCAUGGACCAGGCGAGAGAGCGCUGGAGACUACUCAUAAAACCCGAAGGUGCCAGUGCCUCAUCUUGGCUUGGCUCGAAAGCCGUAGGUGGCAGCCGCAAGAUGCCAGCAGAGGAAAAUUUUCAACCAACACCGGCGCCUACUGAUGCAGGCAUCGUCACUGGUCAGCCGAUGGAAGCAGGCCCGUGCCCGUCACCCUUUGAUAUCAGUUAUGCAAUGAACUUUGUGGACACACUAAUGGCUCAGAACAAUGUGCCUAUGGCUGACUUUUGGGACAUCAGCAACUUGGAUCCAGCUGCUGCCAACGUGAAUCUAACCACCCAGCAGGCGCUAAAAGAUCCAGUCCUUGGAAUUCAGACGCCCAAGGAUGACAGCGGGCAGCCUCUUCUCUGGGCUGACCCCUUCUCUACUGCAGGCAUCAAGCUCGACGACGUCCUGGCUGACGAUGCAGAAAUGGGGGAUGAUUUCAAUUGGCAGGAUUGGAGCCAGAGCAUUCGCGGGCUGGAGCUCGGAGCCUCCCAAUCGCAACCUUUGAACCCAAAUCAGUGCUGGCCAUAA
Molecule: messenger RNA, 2814 nt
Organism: Beauveria bassiana ARSEF 2860
Lineage: Eukaryota; Fungi; Ascomycota; Sordariomycetes; Hypocreales; Cordycipitaceae
Product: fungal specific transcription factor
Exons: 1
Coding region: 1-2814 (937 amino acids)
Biological process (GO): DNA-templated transcription; regulation of DNA-templated transcription
Molecular function (GO): zinc ion binding; DNA binding; DNA-binding transcription factor activity, RNA polymerase II-specific
Source: RefSeq, a predicted model, not a curated record